Molecule: messenger RNA, 1053 nt
Organism: Heterostelium album PN500
Lineage: Eukaryota; Evosea; Eumycetozoa; Acytosteliales; Acytosteliaceae
Gene: gpt4
Product: putative glycophosphotransferase
Exons: 9
Coding region: 1-1053 (350 amino acids)
Source: RefSeq, a predicted model, not a curated record
AUGACUUUCCACAUUGUUUAUGGGGAAAAUGAUUAUUUCAUAAUAUUCCACCAACGUUGUCAUAUAAAACUCGCUUCCGCUGAGAGAUUAACAGGACAAGCAUUAUAUUUCUCAAAUUGGAAAGCACCACAAGAAGAUCCAAACAAAAUUAAAAAGAAUUCAUGGCAUUUGGCAAUUCACAACACCAAUUUACUUUUAGAUGAAUUAUGGGGAAAUGCAACAAGAAACUAUCAUAGCCAUACUAUUGUUUUCUACAAUAAACAACUACUAAAGAGAAUCGAAAAAGUGUUCCCCAAACAAUUUGAAACAACAUCAAGCCAACCAUUUAGAAAAGGAACCGAUCUAAACAAUCCAUUUAUGUAUCAUCAGUUUGCAAAGAGAUAUUAUAAUCAUUUCAGACCGGAUCGAAAAGAUUACUACUCGGUACUAACCGACGACAUUGAAAAAACACAGAAAACAAUGCACAAAAUACUUUCACAGAGACCUCACACCGUCUGUCUCAACGAUGGAAUGGGUACACCACCAGAAAGAAAUGAAUUGAUCAAUGAUCUAUUCAGUGUCUUGAAUUCAAAUUACACUGAUAAACAAAUUGUUGAUGAUUGUUUCUUUGUUUUGAAUCAAAUCGAUUCUCAAAUCGAGAAUGAAACAAAUACAAUUUGGAAUGAUUUAUCAUUGACUACAAAGAUCGACAUACAUUCGAAAUCAUUGGACCUUCUUGUAUUGAAUAGUAAUGAUCUCAACACACUUCUCUUUGAAUUCAUCAAAGAUCUCUAUCGUAAUCAUAAAAAUGAAAUUGGUAAAUAUAAUAUAAUAGAUGAACAACAGAAUAUAUUAAAACCAAUAUGGAAAAGAUUUAGAAAGAAUAAGGAUUUAGACUUUAGACUUUCAUGUUUGAAGUUGAUUGUUUUGAUUCUCAAAGAGGAAACAUCGAAACAACGUAAAGAAGAAUUCCUACCAAUUGCUGCAUAUGUUCAACCAGUAUGUCAAGAACUCCUUCCAACUUUUGAAAUCUAUAAAUUAUCAAUAAUAAAGAAAAUACUAAAAUCUUCAUAA